Molecule: messenger RNA, 1617 nt
Organism: Gorilla gorilla gorilla (western lowland gorilla)
Lineage: Eukaryota; Metazoa; Chordata; Mammalia; Primates; Hominidae
Gene: ERVW-1
Product: endogenous retrovirus group W member 1, envelope
Exons: 1
Coding region: 1-1617 (538 amino acids)
Source: RefSeq, marked reviewed
AUGGCCCUCCCUUAUCAUAUUCUUCUCUUUACUGUUCUUUUACCCUCUUUCACUCUCACUGCACCCCCUCCAUGCCGCUGUAUGACCAGUAGCUCCCCUUACCAAGAGUUUCUAUGGAGAAUGCGGCGUCCUGGAAAUAUUGAUGCCCCAUCGCAUAGGAGUUUUUCUAAGGGAACCCCCACCUUCACUGCCCACACCCAUAUGCCCCGCAACUGCUAUAACUCUGCCACUCUUUGCAUGCAUGCAAAUACUCAUUAUUGGACAGGAAAAAUGAUUAAUCCUAGUUGUCCUGGAGGACUUGGAGUCACUGUCUGUUGGACUUACUUCACCCAUACUGGUAUGUCUGAUGGGGGUGGAGUUCAAGAUCAGGCAAGAGAAAAACAUGUAAAAGAAGUAAUCUCCCAACUGACCCGGGUACAUAGCACCUCUAGCCCCUACAAAGGACUAGAUCUCUCAAAACUACAUGAAACCCUCCGUACCCAUACUCGCCUGGUAAGCCUAUUUAAUACCACCCUCACUGGGCUCCAUGAGGUCUCGGCCCAAAACCCUACUAACUGUUGGAUAUGCCUCCCCCUGGACUUCAGGCCAUAUGUUUCAAUCCCUGUACCUGAAGAAUGGAACAACUUCAGCACAGAAAUAAACACCACUUCCGUUUUAGUAGGACCUCUUGUUUCCAAUCUGGAAAUAACCCAUACCUCAAACCUCACCUGUGUAAAAUUUAGCAAUACUAUAGACACAACCAACUCCCAAUGCAUCAGGUGGGUAACUCCUCCCACACAAAUAGUCUGCCUACCCUCAGGAAUAUUUUUCGUCUGUGGUACCUCAGCCUAUCGUUGUUUGAAUGGCUCUUCAGAAUCUAUGUGCUUCCUCUCAUUCUUAGUGCCUCCUAUGACCAUCUACACUGAACAAGAUUUAUACAAUUAUGUCGUAUCUAAGCCCCGCAACAAAAGAGUACCCAUUCUUCCUUUUGUUAUAGGAGCAGGAGUGCUAGGUGCACUAGGUACUGGCAUUGGCGGUAUCACAACCUCUACUCAGUUCUACUACAAACUAUCUCAAGAACUAAAUGGGGACAUGGAACGGGUCGCCGACUCCCUGGUCACCUUGCAAGAUCAACUUAACUCCCUAGCAGCAGUAGUCCUUCAAAAUCGAAGAGCUUUAGACUUGCUAACCGCUGAAAGAGGGGGAACCUGUUUAUUUUUAGGGGAAGAAUGCUGUUAUUAUGUUAAUCAAUCCGGAAUCGUCACUGAGAAAGUUAAAGAAAUUCGAGAUCGAAUACAACGUAGAGCAGAGGAGCUUCGAAACACUGGACCCUGGGGCCUCCUCAGCCAAUGGAUGCCCUGGAUUCUCCCCUUCUUAGGACCUCUUGCAGCUAUAAUAUUGCUACUCCUCUUUGGACCCUGUAUCUUUAACCUCCUUGUUAACUUUGUCUCUUCCAGAAUCGAAGCUGUAAAACUACAAAUGGAGCCCAAGAUGCAGUCCAAGACUAAGAUCUACCGCAGACCCCUGGACCGGCCUGCUAGCCCACGAUCUGAUGUUAAUGACAUCAAAUGCACCCCUCCCGAGGAAAUCUCAACUGCACAACCACUACUACGCCCCAAUUCAGCAGGAAGCAGUUAG